AUGGCUUCUGUGAUUGUGCGCAUUCUGCUCGUGAAACGAUCGGGGGACAGAGCGGUGAAGACACUCACCCAAGUGUACGAUAUAGGCCCUCGGAGCCCAGGAGGGUACAAAGGCCAGUGGAGAGCACCCAGGUCCAGCGAGGAUCAGGAACCUUGUGACAUGCCACUCAGAGCCACAUUGCUGUUGCUAGCCCUUGCCCUGCUGGGGACCCCCGCUUGCUGGGCAGGCUCCAUGUAUGGCUGGGGAGAAGGCAAACAAUUCAGGACUGUUUUAGCCAGAGCGGAUGAGAUCACGGGCAUUCGGUUCUGCAUCGGUCUGCUUGGACUGUUUAAAAGUGUCCAGGUGAAAGUUGGACCCUAUUGGAGCAGGAAAUAUGGCACCUUCGGUGGGGAGUAG
Messenger RNA from Orycteropus afer afer, 396 nucleotides. The record is from RefSeq and is a predicted model, not a curated record. NCBI's taxonomy places the organism in Eukaryota, Metazoa, Chordata, Mammalia, Tubulidentata, Orycteropodidae.